AUGCCUGAUAAAGUACUAGGUAUGACUCCACACAAGGACCCAACCACCAUAACCAUACUCAUGCAAGAAGACAACAUUCCCGGAUUACAGGUUCGACAAGGAAGAGAAUGGGUGCCUGUGAAUCCAAUUCCAAACACUCUCGUUGUGAAUGUUGGAGAUACAUGGAGUACUGGGAUGUACAAGAGCGUUGAACACAGAGCUGUGACAUCCCACAGUAAGGCAAGGUUAUCUUAUGUAACAGGUCUUUCUCCACAUGAGGAUGUGGAAGUAGAACCGUUUGAUCACAUUCUGGUGGAGGCAACAGCAGGAUCUCUUCAGGCUUACAAGAAAGUCAGAUAUGGAGAUUACCGGAGGCAACCCUUGGAGAAGAAAAUCGAGGGGAAGCAAUUCAUUCAAAUGGCCAAGAUUGAGAGUUGA
Messenger RNA from Prunus avium (sweet cherry), 417 nucleotides. Lineage: Eukaryota; Viridiplantae; Streptophyta; Magnoliopsida; Rosales; Rosaceae. The record is from RefSeq and is a predicted model, not a curated record.